This is a messenger RNA of Hippocampus comes (tiger tail seahorse), 1185 nucleotides long. RefSeq names its product BCL2 interacting protein 4 (gene bnip4). The coding region runs from base 117 to 704 and encodes 195 amino acids. The transcript has 6 exons. Gene Ontology annotation, cellular component: mitochondrial outer membrane; nuclear envelope; nucleus. Lineage: Eukaryota; Metazoa; Chordata; Actinopteri; Syngnathiformes; Syngnathidae. Gene Ontology annotation, biological process: mitochondrial outer membrane permeabilization; positive regulation of apoptotic process. The record is from RefSeq and is a predicted model, not a curated record.
UGUGUGUUGCUCGGAGGGCGCUGCAGCUGAUCGGGUCUCAGGGAAUAUUUCGCCACAUUUAAACUUUUAGCCACGUUGGUCAACGCUUAAAACGAAGGAGGAGGCCAAGCUGUGCCAUGUCGAUACCAAAGGACGCUUCUUCAGAGGAGAGUUUGCAAGGUUCGUGGGUGGAGUUCCACUUCAGCGGGGCAGCCUCACAAAGCAUCAGUCGCCACGGGAGCCAGGAGCUCGUCAUGCCCACGUCCACUCAGCAGGAUGACGUGGAAAACAUGCUGCUGGACGCCCAACACGAGUCGAGCAGGAGUAGCUCAGGCGGAAGCUCGGAGUGCAACAGCCCAUGCAGAGCACUGACCCCCCUUGUGUGGAGAGGCUCUGGGGGCAGCAGCUUGCAGGUACUGAAUAGUUCAGACGAGGACCUUCAGGAAAGAAGACAAGAAGUAGAGAUGAUGAUGAAGAAAAACGCAGACUGGAUCUGGGACUGGUCUAGUCGACCCGAGAACAAUCCGCCAAAGGAGUUCCUGCUCAAGCACCCCAAGCGCACCACUGCGCUCAGCAUGCGCAACAGCAGCGUCAUGAAGAAGGGCGGCGUCCUCUCGCCCGACUUCCUGCAGCUCUUCCUGCCCUCCUUAAUCAUCUCGCAUAUACUCGCCAUCGGCCUCGGGAUAUACAUCGGGAAGCGUCUGGCCUCCCACAGCACCCUCUGAGAAGUGUUGCAUUCGGACCUUGAUGAGACCUCAGCAUGCCUUUAAAUGAUGAGAGAUCGAAUGUGAAAAAAAAUCAAGCAACCGUGGGCCAAGUGACUGAAACGCCGGCGGCCCCUCUCGGACUCAUCUAACCCGUCCCCCGGUUUUUCUGCUGCUUCCUCAAGAUCUGCACGUUUUAGGAACUGCUCCGUUGUACGUCUAUGAAUCACUUGAUCGAAAUUGGUCAAUUGUUUGUGUACCGUGUAUUACUAUUGUGUCAUUUGUAUCCAUGUACUGUGAUUACUUCACUACGAAUUAUGCUGCGGUAUUUGUCAACAAAAGAAAAUGUGACGCACAAACACGGUCCGUGAGAUUCAAUAAAAGUUGAAAAAUGCAUGCGGCUUUUGCGAGUGAUGUGAAAGGAAAUCCGCCCAAAAGAUGAACACAAUUAAAAUUUUAUUGAACUUUGGUCAAAAUAAUAAAACCAGUGAAUACAUUGCCA